Spirodela intermedia is the source of this 1704-nucleotide messenger RNA. Lineage: Eukaryota; Viridiplantae; Streptophyta; Magnoliopsida; Alismatales; Araceae. The record is from the annotation of a GenBank genome assembly.
AUGAAGCAGGGACGGUGUAGGAUGGCGUGCGCCGUAGUGGUGCUGAUGCUUUGCGCUGCCGCGCGCGUAUCUUCCUCAGCCUUCGUCGACGGUACGCCUAGAUUUUCUCUCCCUACAAGGCGGCGCCGCCGCCGCCGCGCGGGGGCUCUGUGGGUCGCAUGGAGUUUUGUUUUGGCCGGGGUGAUGGAUGGGCCUGAAGCUGAUAGCUUUCAAUCUGCGGCGAAGUCCAAGGCUCGUCUUGUUUCCGAUUUCUUCGCGUUCAGCGGUCGCCCUCUUAUUUCCCCGAUCAUCGGAGGAUCUACGAUGGACGGAAACCAUCUUCAUCAGCCAUGGCUCUACAACAUCCUUCGCCCUCUUCCUGAUUCGCUCGUUGCCAUUUUGAUAUCUGGUGCUUUCAAACUCUGGUUUACGAUUUCUCCGCCUUCGUAGUAGAUGAGAACGGCCGCCCCUCCAUUAUAGCUCACAUUUACUGCGGGGUAGAGAGAGAAAGUGCCAGGUUCUCCCCCCAUUUACUUCUGAAGAUUGCCCAGAGGAGGGCAGGAAAGGUGGCUACCACUGAUUUUCACUGGUGUGCGCAGGCUUGAUGGAGAACGGCAACUUCGAGAAGGGGCCGAAGAGGUCAGAGAUGAAGGGGACGCAGGUGGUGGGCCGCCACGCCGUCCCCGGUUGGGAGAUCUCUGGCUUCGUCGAGUACAUCGAGUCGGGCCACAAGCAGGGCGACAUGCUGCUCGUCGUGCCGGAGGGCGCCUUCGCCGUGCGCCUCGGCAACGAGGCCUCCAUCCGGCAGAAGAUCGCCGUGACCAGCGGUAUGUACUACGCCAUCACCUUCAGCGCCGCCCGCACCUGCGCGCAGGAGGAGAAGCUGAACGUCACGGUGGCUCCGGACUCCGGCGUGCUGCCCAUCCAGACCGUCUACAGCAGCAAUGGCUGGGACUCAUACUCAUGGGCCUUCAAGGCCCCCUCACCCCUCGUCGAGCUUGUCAUCCACAACCCCGGCGCUGAGGAAGACGCCGCCUGCGGUCCCCUCAUCGACUCCAUCGCCAUCAAGGAGCUCUACCCACCGGCCUUGACCAACAGUAGGCUCCUCCUCUUGCUCCUCCCCAAACAGCUAAAGCUUGAUGUGAACUUCAAUUUAUUUACUUCUGAGCAGAGAAUCUGCUGAAGAACGGAGAUUUCGAGGAAGGCCCCUACGUCUUCCCCAACGCGCCGUGGGGGGUUCUGAUCCCCCCCAACAUUGAGGACGACCACUGUCCUCUUCCCGGAUGGAUGGUGGAGUCGCUCAAGGCGGUGAAGUACAUCGACGCCGCCCACUUCUCCGUGCCACAGGGGCAGCGCGCCGUGGAGCUGGUGGCCGGCAGGGAGAGCGCGCUCACGCAGGUGGUCCGCACCGUGCCUGGCAAGCUCUACGCCCUCAGCUUCGCCGUCGGCGACGCCAGCAACGCCUGCGAGGGGUCGAUGGUGGUGGAGGCCUUCGGCGGCGGGGAUACCGUCAAGGUCCCCUACCAGUCCAAGGGCAAGGGAGGAUUCAAGAAGGCGGUGCUCCGGUUCACGGCGGCGGAGCACCGGACCCGCGUCAUGUUCUUCAGCACCUUCUACCACACCCGCAGCGACGACUUGAGCUCCCUCUGCGGCCCGGUGGUCGACGACGUGCGGCUGCUCAGCGUCCGCUCCUCCCCGCGGCGGGUCGGCGGCGGCGGGAGGUAA